GCGGCCCUGGAAGCACUCCUCAUCGAAGACAAUGAUCUGUGGACGAAAUAACGGCAUGUGAAAGCGGCAAAAAUGUACCAAAGAAGAAAAGAAAUCAACUCAGAGGGUAAUUUAAGAUGUUUAAUCGGAAAAGCAGAGAUUGUUAAAUGCAACAAAGUGGUAGAAAAAGUCACAGUUACAUUUACAGUUCUCACAUCUCUGCCUGAACAACGAUGGCAGCUCUGCCCUAAAAAGUUGCUCAUAAAUUGUGCUCCUCUCAAGUUUUAUGAAAAUGUCAGAGUCAUUUCUGUCGAGACAGCUGAUCACGUCUCAGAGAUAAUAAACUUUUAGUUUUAAAGGUCUUCCAGUGAGAUGAUGUAUCUGUGUUUCUGUCUGCAGACUCACCUUCCAGUGGCCGGAGAACUUGGUGCAAUGGUGAGUCAUCUUGUCUGGGAGAAAAAAAAAGACCGCAAAUUGGUUGAAAUAAGACCUUCAGAGCAGACAUUACCAAAACAAGAAGAUGGCUGGGACUUAAUGGUCUGAGAGGUAAGCUGGUUAAAAGUUCAGGUCUGAUACACAAUAAUUUUUAGAUUGAAGAAUUCACAGAAAGGUGACUAAAGUGAAAUAUUGACUGAGAUUUUCUGAUUUCACUCUGAGAACGCCGGAGCUGCAGAGCUUUAAUCACGCCCUACUUUUGUGCUACAAAGUGCAAGUAAUCAGUAUGUAAACCGGCCUGUGCAGCAGCAGCAGCAGCAGCAGCAGCAGCGUCUCUUGUAGCGGGUUAAAAGCACCGUAAUAGCUCUGCGACUAGAAUGAUCCUGAAUGAAAGGUUUCCGGUCAGAAAGCACCAGAGUCUAUUUAUAAUCACGGCACGAAAAAGAAGAGGGGCCGAAAUGCCAGAGGCGUCAGACUUCUGUCCUCCACCCCUUCUAUCUGUUCAUCUUAUUUCUGGCCAUUUUCUCCGCCUCUGUUUAUCUCUCCCACCGGGUUCAGUGGUGGCCUUUGGGCUCCUGUGUUGGGGGUUAUUUUUGUGUGUGGGUACCUGACUCUGAUAGCUGCCCUGCCUGAGCUGUGCCGGGUGAGGGACAGGGACUCACCUUGCUUUGAUGCCCUUCGGUCGUCCUGCCGUGAGAGUGAGAGGCGCCACGCGCCCCCACCCUUUUAAAGCCUCCCCUGGCAGGGGGCCAUGCUGAAAGCCCCGGCUCAGCAGCAAGGGAGGGGCCUUUUUCUCUUUGUCCCCCCCGACAAAAGCAUGCUUAAUCUGUGCAGGGGCAGAAGUGCAGACGCCACAUUAUCACCCAGAGCAGUGGACAUGGACACAGGGGAGUAAAGAGAGACAAGAUAGAGCAGAAGUUUAGGAGAAAGUACAGACGAGGACGUGAGUGAGAGCGGGCUAGGAUGAGAACGGUCUUGGCUUUAAAUCUGAACACACAAAUCGUUACAUCGUCUUUACAGUCACCUGCACAUCAGACUUUUAAAAAAUCUGUUUUCUUUUUCCUUAAAGCUACUGUGAGAGAUUUUCCAACCAGCGAUGAAACUCACCAAAGUUUACAAACAUGUCUUUUUACAACCCACAAAAACAAACUAAACCACCAACAAGAUCAGACAACUUUGAUGAUUUUAAAUACCUGUCCCAGCCCUAGACUGUAUAUACUAUGGACAACUUGGCUCUGCCUCCCGCCAGUAUACAGAUUCAAAGCCAAAAAGCUCUCGGUAUUUCCGCAAUUUUUCUUAAUUUCCUGAAACCAACAUUGUGCAGUAGCAUUGUACGCAUUCGGUAGGAGAGUCGCUGAGAGUCGCUGUGAUGACGCUCGGCUCAAACAGCAUAUCCCCCAGGUGAGCUAUGCAAUCCCUGAACGCCCAUAGGCUGUAUCAGGUGUCAAUCAUAGAAAACAUGAACCCCCUAAUAACUUUUAAAAAAGGAGCUGCACAGAAAAAAGAGGACUUGAGCACAAACCAGUCUGAUAGUAACGACAUGUCAACAUCGCAACCAGGGGGGAAAGAAUGUUAUCUUCCGAGUCAUUAAUUUAAAAAUUUUGUCCACAGCUUCAUAAGCUUUGCUGGAGGAGGCGGGAUUUAUGACCUAAACUGCAGCCCGUCACCAGAGGGUGCUGUCCUUGGAGUGGCUUCACCCAGCGAGGAGGCAGACGACAUCCAUUCUAUAUACAGUCUAGAUGGUCCUGACUGUGAGGGGGGAGGAGUAACACUCUGAAAUACAAACUGUUUAACUUUGUCCUCAAGAAGUGAUGUCUGACUGAAAGCAGGAUAAAGAGAUUUGUCAGAAAAUGUCACGGUCAAAAAGAAAAGAGGUGUCACUUUCCACAGGGGGCGCUGAAGUCAACAUAAACCCCAAGUUUCUCACAGGAGCUUUUAAACGUACAAAACUAUUAAAACGAGCCAUUUAAGUAUCUCAUGAUGUAGUCAAAUAAUAUUACCAUCAUCAGCUGUUUGAUGAAGAAUCCAAAUAGUGUAGGAAAUUUAACUUGAAUAUUAAACUAUCAAAAAAUCAGACUAUCAGACUCCUGGAUUCCUAAUUGGACAAUUGGUCAGUAAAGGGACAAUUUUGAGCUCAAGUUUGUCCCUGUCAUAAAAAACGGAAGUAGUGUUCAGACCGAAGAUCAUUUAUUUCCACAUUUUAGAGUUUAAAUGGCAAGAAGGCACAAAAAAUAUGAACGCUUCAUAAAUUUUAUUUGUUGUAAUGGCUGCAAGUUGACCUCGAAGAUCUUGUCUUUGCCUGACAAGCUCAGAUUGUUUCUCCGAGUGUCCGACAAGGUUACAGAAACGUGCCUGACAGUCAAGGACCUUGUUUAGGAGUAGGCCUGUCGCGAUAAUCAAUAAAUCGCCUUAUCGCUCGAUAAAUAAAAACGAGGUCGAUAACUUUGCCAGCCUCGAUAAUUGACGUGCGUUUGUUUUCCUCCUCUCUCGCUACCAAACACGCUGGAUGAGAGAAGAGGUCUCACUCUGCGCAUUGUUCUCGGCACCUGGGGGCGUUGGCUCUAUAGCGGAAUGAACGGAGUUAGUGAACCCUCCUGUCAGUCAUUCAGUGUCUUUGUCACGAGGGGGCUGGCGCGCACAGGCACACAGACACAGACUUUUUGGAUACAGUGCUGCAAGUGAGCGUCGUGAGUGAAAAGCAAGCAAACAGAAUGAACACGACAGCUUUGGUGUCUAAACCGAACGCAGCAGCCCAAGUGUGGGAAUAUUUCGGCUUUAAACCAGUUUUGUUUUCGUCAACCACAAAACUCCACGUGUGUGUGUGCGCGCGUGCGCGUCUGUGUGUUGGAGGAGCACAGCAGGCUGAUGAGAGCUGUCAGAGCGGACUGAAGCUGCUCUUAUAUGUUUAGCGUUUAACUGACUGAGUUUUGCAACUCUGUUCGUCAUUUUCGUCUCGUCCCAUCAACGUAAACGCACUUUCGUCUCGUCACAUUUUAGUCAUCUCCGACUUAUGUUUAGCUCGUCAACGUUACGUAUUCGUUCUGGGAGAAAAGGGAAAUAUUUUAAUCAACGAAAACAACCAGUGUUGUUCUCGUGUGGAAAUUAAAGUUUAUCACUUUUGACAUGGUGUACUCGCAUUAUUAUGCCAUAUAAUAUCAUUAUCUAUAAUUUAAAAAAUGGUGUCAAUAAUAUCGUUAAUCAGCGAUUAUUUGUAGCACAAUUAUCGUCCAGCAAAAUUUGUUAUCGUGACAGGCCUAUUUAGGAGUGAAACCAAUUUUCUCCACCAGAAGAACAGGGCCAUAAAUCAGCCUGUGAUGAGCCUCUGGACUCCACCGACAAAAGGAGCAACUGAGCUCUGCGGGAUGUGGGAGUUGCUGGUCUACCUCUGCACCAGUCCCCUGCUUUUAUUCAUGUUAUAGUAUGAUUUAGAUUGUUGAAUCGGGAAGUUUAAAUUUGGAAAUAUUAAUAAACGGUAACACAAUCUUCUUCUCAUAAGCUGCUAAAAGAAAUGAGACCAUACAUGAAAAGAUAUAAUAUUUCUGUUUUAUUGGUUUUAAAGUCUGUUUUAAGCUCACGAGGCAAUCAACUGCACUCGGUCAAAACAGCAACUGUUAAAUUGGUACAUUUAAAGAUAGUCGGACAAGGUGUUCCAUCAGUAAACACAACUUACCCAGGACAAGGCAAAAACAGCAGGGAUGGAAAGUUCAAACAUUUUGGCCGCAUAUGGUAAGUAAAGAUAUAAGAAGUGCCAGUCUGUCCACAGGGGGCGCCAACAUCAACACAAACCUAAAGUUGAACUCCUUUUUCCACCAAGGUCAUGAUAAUGUGAUAGUCAGUUUUCAAAUAACAAAAGCCCAUUUAUGUAGAGAUCCUCAGCAACAACAAGCCUAAACUUGACAGAGACACAAACAGGAACUUCCAGUACUUUCACCUGUAUGACGUUUCCAUAUAUUCACAUUUUCAAAGCAGAAAAAGAAACAGAUUGAGUGAUGCAUCUGACAUAUUUGAAAAACGUUUCAUUGUGAAGAUUAUGAACUAGGAGAGAAACAAUUUAAAAACAUAUCUGAGAUUUGAUGGAGAAACUCUCUUUGUUGACGCUCCCUUGACUGAGUCUGUGACACACUGGCUGCCACAUAGUUUUGUAACACAGAGAAGAGUUAAAGUGGAGUGAUGGAGCAAAGAUUUCUGCUUGAUUUAAAGAUCAUCACAGAGAGGUGUUUUAUUGUCUUUAGAGUUUAAAUUAAAAUUAUACAUAUUCCUGUUUUUUACAUUUAAAAAGAUAACGCUCCUCAAUUCAACCACAGACAGUCUCGUCUUUUGCUGUAGGCCAGCACUCCUGUGUGUUUGUGUGUGUGUGUGUGUGUGUGUGUGUGUGUGUGUGUGUGUGUGUGUGUGUGUGUGUGUGUGUGUGGCUGCUUACAUAACCAACCACUCGUCAACAACAGAGCAAAGGCACUGAAUGCGAAUCACGACUUUCUAAACAACAGCUUUAUUUCCUCUGAGCCAAAAGGUAUUCAUGCACAGGAUCUGAAUUUCAGCCACUGUCAUGAGAUCAUUUCUAAAUAAUUGAACUGACUCUGAUUACUGUUUAAAAAAUAACUUUACUGUAUAUGAGGCAGAUAUUAAUUUAGAAUGAUCAGAGGGUUAGCAGUGAAUCAAAACAGCUCAACAGGUGUAUUUUCUCAUUAUCUGUGUCAGCUAUAAAAAAAAAAUGAUAUCCUUCCACUCGGAAAUGUUGGGAUCACUCCUGGAAAUUUAAAAUAAAGGACAUAGGCUCACAGACAUGACUAUUUAUCUGCUAACCAUACUGCUGUGAACUAUAGUAUGAUAAUCGUAUAUAAACACGAGUUUAAUUUAUAUUGACGGUGAUUAGGAUAUAUUUCUAAAACCUUUAAGUAUGACAUCUUUACAAUAUCAUGUGGCGCCAACAUCACCACAAACCAUCUUAGCCACAGAAAAGGAAGAAUCAACUCUACAGUGCAUCAGGAAAGUAUUCAUACCACUUCACUUUUUCCACAUUUUGUUAUGUUACAGCCUUAUUCCAAAAUGGAUUAAAUUCCCUUUUUCCCUCAAAAAUUCUACACAAAAUACCCCAUAAUGACAAAUCGAAAAACUUUUAAAACAUUUUGCAAGUUUAUUAAAAAUAAGACACUCGAAUGUUGCAUAUACAUAAGUAUUCACACCCUUUACUCAAUACUUGGUUGAAGCACCUUUGGCAGCGAUUACAGCCUCCAGUCUUCUUGUGUAUGAUGCAACAAGCUUGGCACACCUGGAUUUGGGGAUUUUCCCCACUCUUACUUGCACAUCCUCUCAAGCUCAGUGAGGUUGGAUGGGCAGCAUCGGCGCACAGCUACUUUCAGGUCUUUCCAAAGAUGUUCAAUUGGGUUCAAGUCUGGGCUCUGGCUGGGUCACUCAAGGACAUUCAGAGACUUGUCCUGAAGCCACUUCUUUGUCUUCUUGGCCGUGUGCUUAGGGUCAUUGUCAUGCUGGAAGAUGAAGUGUCACCCCAGUCAAAGGUCUCGAGCGCUCUGGAGCAGGUUUUCAUCAAGGAUUUCGAUGUACUUAGCUGCAUUAAUUUUUCCCUCGAUCCUGACAAGUCUCCCAGUUCCUGCCGCUGAAAAACAUCCCUACAGCAUGAUGCUGCCACCACCAUGUUUCACCGUAGGGAUGGUAUUGGCGAGGUGGUGCGCAGUGCCGCUUGGCAUUCAGGCCAAAGAGUUCGAUCUUUGUUUCAUCAGACCAGAGAAUUUCAUUUCUCCUGGUCUGUGAGUCCUUCAGGUGCCUUCUAGCAAAAUCCAAGCGGGCUGUCAUGUGCUUUUUCUGUCUGGCCACUCUACCAUAAAUGCCUGACUGGUGGAGUGCUGCAGAGAUGGUGGUCCUUCUAUAGGGUUCUCCCAUCUCCUCAGAGGAACGCUGGAGCUCUGUCAGAGUGACCAUCGGGUUCUAGGUCACCUCCCUGACCAAGGCCCCUCUCCCCUGCUUGCUCAUUUUGGCUGGGCGGCCAGCUCUAGGAAGAGUCCUGGUGGUUCCAAACAUCUUCCAUUUCUUAAUGAUGGAGACCACUGUGCUUUUUAGGAUCUUCAAUGCAGCAACCUUCCCCAGAUCUGUGCGCUGAUACAACCCUGUUUCGGAGGUCUACAGACAGUUCUUUCAACUUCAUGGCUUGGUUUGUGCUCUGACGUGCUCUGUCAGCUGUGGGAUCUUAUAUAGACAGGUGUGGAUUUCCAAAUCAUGUCCAAUCAGCUGAAUUUGCCACAGGUGGACUGCAAUCAAGUUGGAGGAACAUUUCAAGGCUGAUCAGUGGAAACAGGAUGCACCUGAGCUCAAUUUUGAGUUUUAUAGCAAAGGGUGUGAAUACUUAUGUAUAUGCAACAUUCGAGUGUCUUAUUUUUAAUAAAUUUGCAAAAUGUUCAAAGAAAAGUUUUUGGCUUUGUCAUUAUGGGGUAUUUUGUGUAGAAUUUUUGAGGGAAAAAAGGAAUUUAAUCCAUUUUGGAAUAAGGCUGUAACAUAACAAAAUGUGGAAAAAGUGAAGUGGUAUGAAUACUUUCCAGAUGCACUGUAUAUAAAACCAUACAUACAUUUAUACAAGCUUACAGCCCAAAGUGCUUCACAAAAGAAACUAAAGCAAUAAUUAAGGCAGGGCUCAACAGUACGACCGUUUCCUUUGCAUUUGACUAAAAAUAGAUGUGUGCGAAUUGUAAAAUGUAUUUAGGGGCACAUGUGCACAAUAAAAAAAUCAGCUGAGGUAACAAAUGAUUUUUCAUGUAAAUACCGCAGUGAAGUUAGUUUUAGGUUUGACAUUCGACGGACAUUCACCGCAGAUCUACCAGUGUCUUCUCACUCUCCAUAACCAGGAAUAACAACAGCAGCGUGGUUAAAUCUACUUGACAUCCUCGCUGUUAACGUUGGGUGUUGAAUAAGGGACCAUCAAUAAAUUAGAAUGAUGUUCUAGUUGAUGUUCUCAUAAAAAGCUGUUUUCCUUUCAUGUCACGUGACCAAUUGACCUUAAAUUGAUUUCAAAUAAUAGUAUUAAGGUCGGACAAUAAGACACACCUCUUCAUUUCCCUAAUAUGUCCUCUUAAAAAUUUAUGUGUUAAAUUUAAAGGCAAAUUUUGAAAAAAAAAUUCAAGGGCUUCCAUGUCAUGUGACCAAUUGACCUAAAAUUGAUUUCAAAUAAUAGUAAGAAGGUCAGACGAUAAGACAAACAUUAUUGGAUCAAUUUCAUUGUGCCCCUAAAGUUCUUUGUGUGCUCCUUACUUUUUCAACUUAGGAGAACAUGUGCCCCUUGUGAAAAAAGUUAGUGUCAAGCCCUGAUUAAGGCAUAUAAAAAUGAAGUCAUUUCAGUAAAACCAAUUGAACCUGUCAGGAUAGGAAGCAAAAUUCGAAUCAGUAAAGAUCAUAUAGAUUCGAGAAAAAGUGAAUAGAUGGGCUUAUUUAGAGAAAUAGAUAAUAAAACUGAAUUAACAGUCAGAUGAAAAAGGUGGGUCUUUAAUCCUCAGAGAGUCUGUAAGGGUUCUAGUUUCCAUAACCACCCAUUCACUAUUUGUAUUUGUAUUUCUAUUUAUUUAUUUAGCACAGAUUAACAACAGUGCAAGAAGGGAACAAAGCCGAUAGGCUUAUACAAAGUUCCACUCCCAUCAGGGCAGAGAAGGCAUAAGGUGCAGACAACAAAGUAACUAAGACAUAGAGGUUACAAAUAUACAAUGAUUAGGGAAAGGUCAAACAGAUACAAAUUGCCAUAAAUGGAACACAGACUAAUCAUCAAACUGUGAUAAAGACAAUGUAAGUAUUCAUAGAAAGGAAAGAAACAUGAUCAUAACAAAUAAUGAUGUAUUUAAGACAUGAUCAGAUGAGAUUUUAAUUCUAUUUUAAAGGAGUUGAGGGAUGUUAUUGAUUUUAGAGAUGCAUCCAGAUUAUUCCAUAGUUUCGGACCUCUAAAAGUGUUGUUAGACUGAUGACUACAAGUUCGACAGGAAGGUAACUGAAGAUGGCCAUCUGUAUACUCACCUAGUUUUGUUAGUAACAGCAGGAGAAACAGUGGUAACAGUCUCCAGCUUUAGGGCUGCUGACCCGAAACUGCACAAACCACUUCACCACCUUGGCAUCAAACAGUCAUGAUAAAAACACUUAAAAGUAGGUAAGAGUAGGUUAGGAAGUAAGAGCCUACAAGCAUACAUAUAUAUUCUUACAUGUGUACAUGGCGUUAAAGGGAUAUUGUGUUUAUUUAAUUUGGUGAGUUUUUGCCUUUAUUGACAGGACAGGUUGGAAGUAUGAGGAGAUAGAGAGAAAGGGGGGGAGGACAUGCAGCACAUGGUCAGGGCUGGACCCAAACCUGCGACCAGUGUGGGUACUGUUGGCUCCAUAAGUGGGGCAUGCUAACCCGCUUUGCCAUCUGCGUGCUCCCUGGGGUUUUGUGGUUUUAUUGGUGAAAUGAAAAAUGAAGCCAAACAGAGUGAGUAUAGAUCUGUGAGGGCACUUAAUUUCUUUAAAAAUACUUUAAUAAAAUUUUAAGGGACUAAAUAUAAUUUAACAUGUGAAUGUUUCCAGUUAGUUCAUUGUAGCGGUGUUAGCUUAAAGGUUAUUUUCAUCUGCAGUUACUAUUAAAAACAAACUUUAUUUUACAUAUAUCCUUGGCAUACAUUUGAAGAUCUAUCCUAUGACACUGUUGUUGGAGGUCAUUACUGUAAAGGGGGAAUAAAAGGGGGCCUAACACAGAACCUUGAGGAACACCCAUUUACAUUUUUUACACUGUUGUGAAAAAUGAUGAAGAAGGAUCAUUUUAAUUAUUUUUUAACACACAUAUUUGUAUUUAUUCUUACCUACAUACAUGAUUUUAAAGUCUCUGUUUUAUUCAUAUUUUAGUUUUUUUUUUAAAAUCAUUUUUAGGACCCCCAGUGUUUCCUCUGGUGAAGCUCUCUGCACCAGGAGCGAUGGUCGGCUGUGGUUGCAGGGUCCUGUCUCAUGGUUCCUGGUGGAGGUGGGUGUCUGCUACACCUCUCCUCUUGGUCCUUUGUUGGUGUCCUGUGGCUGUGGGCGGCUCUCUGAUCCUCUGAUGGUGCUUCCUCAACUAGUUCAACGUACUCUCUCUCUCUCUCUCUCUCUCUCUCUGUGUGUGUGUGUGUGUGUGUGUGUGUGUGUGUGUGUGUGUGUGUGUGUGUGUGAGACUGUUAAAUCAGUCGUAUGGUUGUGGAGGAAGGGCAUGUGGGAUUGUUUUUAAUCAACUGUGAAGCACUUUGUUUUACAUAAUUUGUAUGAAAAGUGCUUUAUAAAUAAAGUUUUUUUUAAUGAUUAGGUCUGAUGAUUGUAUGAAUUUUCGUAUUGAUAAAUUUAAACAGACCAAUGGGCUUUGAGUGGAGAACCACAGACAGACAUUCAUAGAGACAUGGAUGAGAAUGUUUUACUAGAUUUACUGCUCAUAACAAAUAUUUUCAAUUUUAUCCAAAAUCAAAGUGAACUUUUGUUUUAACCAGAACUUUUGUCCAAGUUACCGAAAGUUAUUUUAUUCAGUGGUGAAACUUUUUUUGUGUGUGUAUUUUUGUGCUUCUGUCUGACAUGAGAGUUUUUGGACACUAUCCGCUCAGACACUUUUCAGACUCGGCCAAAAACACACUGAGGUCUGAAACCCAGCCUCUAACAGGACCACACAGAUUACAGCACAGGAUUAGUCCACACCUAAUCUGCAGAUAUCAAACACUGUUUAAUCCUGCUUCCAUGGUGGAAAUGAUCCAGGCUGAGGUGACAUAAUCCUGACACUUAAUCCCGCUGUAAUCCCAGAAUUAUCAUCAUCAUCGACAACAACAACAAGAUCCUUUCUCUCCCCUCUGAACACUGAGGAGGACUGCUCAUUUAAAGAAAGGAGGACAGAUGAAACCUUAGGCAGUGCAGCAGGAUUUGUAUUUAAUCCAAAUUAAAGAGCUCCAUCUGAGUUCAAUAUAUUCACUUACUCAUUUACACUUAUAUGGAUAUGAUUCAAAGGUGCUACAUUGUGGUAUUUUGGGUGUUUAUGACACGUCCGAGGUUUUAAAUGCUUUAUAAAUUCAGGCUCUGCAGCUUCUCAGUCUCAAAGCCCAUUACCCAUGUAGUGACCUGAGCGAGCCACUACGCCGACUCUGCUCAUCAUCAUAUCAUAAAGGUUAACAGCCUGUCUUCAAUGUAAAGAUAACAAGGCAUUAGUCAUUGUUAAAUUCUGUCUCAUACUCUCAGUGUGUCUUCAGUUUUAAAUCAUCAGUAAGAUCAGCCCGCCGUGCUUUUGUGCAGAAACGUACACUGAUCACUCCUGCUGCUCCGAGGAUAUACCUUUAAUCCGUGCAUCAGUAUAACUCACCUGUUUGUUUUUAGGGGUACAGCAGAUACUAGAGGGGAGUUAAAGUCGACAGCUCUGUUCAGGUAAAAAGGCCGAAACCUGCUGUGUACAUAACAACACCCCUGCCUGCAGAUGUUCCUGGCUCUUAAAGGGAUAUUCCGGCCAAAGGGUCAAACACACACUAACACCGAGUUAAACACCUCCCUCCAGAGAUGAAUGUUGCCGACUGCUUGCUUCUCUAGUUAUACCAACUUUAGUAACGACCGCAGGAUAGCAAUACACAGCAGUCUGGGGAGCCAUAAACAAACCUCAACUAAAACACCACUCUAUAGCCACAAAUAAUGCUCAGAACAGCGCCUAACUUCAUCAACAGUACAUAUAGGGUCCCAGCCACAGUACUAGCCAUCAAAAAUCUUUUUAAUUUAGCCUAAUUUCUUUAGCAAAGAGACCAAACACAACUCACCUACUCUCUUCCAGCAGCUGCUUGUUUGUAGCAAGACCUCAGGCCAGUCCAUUACGGACUACAGCGGAGUGAUGCAGCUCAAGGAAGAACAUUUAUGAUCAUUUCUUCAUGGAAAUACACUCAGACCGAGACACUAAGGCAAAAGAACUACUGCGUCUGCAGUGCAAAAUGAGUAAUAUGGUGAUUAUUACUUCAAGGAAAAAGACUAAAGACAUGAUCACUAAACUGAAGUACAACUAAAGUUGGUAUAACUAGAGAAGAAAGCGGUCGGAAACAUUCAUCUCUUGAGGGGGUGUCUAACUCUGUUACGACGUGUUUGAUCCCAAAUUAAUUUCACGCUGGAAAACCCCUUUAAAGGGAAUGAGAACAACCUCAGAUAACCAUCAGACUUUAUUUAACCUCUUUGCUUUGUGUGUUUAAUGAGCAGCACGUAGUCGGACUGUAGUUUGCUUAAGACUGCUUGUUUUACGAGAACAGCACCCUCUGGUGAUGGGCUGCAGUAUAGGUCAUAAAUCCCACCUCACCCAGCAAAGCUUAUGGAGUUGUGGACAAACUUUAGAAAUUAAUUACACAGAAUAUAAAUGUUUCUCUCUCCUGGUUGCAAUGUUGACAUGUAGUUGCUGUCAGACUGGUUUGUGCUCAAGUCCUCGUCUUUCUGUACAGCGCCGUUUUUAAAAGUUAUUAGGUGGUUCAUGUUUUCUAUGAUUGACACUUGUGCUGCGUUAGAGUUAUCUCGGAAGUCAAAAGUCAGAGCUGAAAAUGACAUCACACCCUAGUUCCCAGCGUUUAAGUUACGAAGUCAGAAAAAAGCAAAAUCGGAGGCCUGAAACAAGAUGGCUAAAUCUACGAAAGUUAUUUUUGCGCUUGCCUUGUCCGAAUAAAAUAUAAAUAAUAUAAAAAACUUUCUUUAAAAGAUCCAUUAGAAAAUAACUUUGUCCACAGGGGGCGCCAAACUCAACACAAACAGGAGCUUUAAAAAUGGCCAUAUUAGAAAUAGACUUUAUAAAUCAUUGACACAGUCUCGUUGACAUCUCCUAUUGGUUACUGAAGCCAAAUGAUGGUGGUUGUUAUGUUGGCCACGCUGAUCCAGCUUAGCUUUAAUCGGUCUGGACCAGCAGCAAAGAGGUGGAGCCAAGGUGGGCCACAAUGAGUCCACAUGCCUAUCAAGUGAACCAUGCCCCUUUAUGCAAACCUGAGCCCGACUUUUAACCUGUAACUCCUCGUCGAAGAAACUAGCUUUAGGGACCAAUAAGAUUUAAGCAUCCUUUUCCUGCAGAGGAGUUUAACGAGAGGCCGAAUCAGGAUUUAUCGGCUUCAAUUUUACAUUUUUGCACGUCCACUUUGGGUUUAGUUUUUCUUAUGCCUUGGUUUUUUCUCGAUGCUAGCUACCUCCCACUGUUUAGCAGGAGUAAUCGCUAAUGUCAGUGUCUGGAAAGAACACAGACAUAUAAUGAGUACUAGUGUUCGCUGUUUAUCGUUGAGAGAAGGAGGAAAGCUAGUUCCUUCUUUUUUAAACCUGUUUGACAGCAUCAAUCAGGGUCAAGCCCCAUUGUUGACAUUUCUGUUGAGUGUUUCUACGACUGAUUGUGCCAAACUUGAGUCUUUUCAUCUGUUUUCUGCCCUUUUCUUGUUUUUCUCCUUCGAACCAGAUGAAAAGAUGUUUCAGUGAGUGAGAACUUGUUUUUAGAGGAUAGGUUGUGUUUCUGUUUGAGCCUGUGUAGGUGAUAGCCGAGGGAUUACCUCUUUGUGCCCCCUGGACCUUUGCAUUCCUUUUUCUCUUACAGCUCUUCAGGCCCAACACACGGGGAAAAAUGCAUCAGUCAGUGUUUUCCUUUGACAGUAAAACGCUUACAGGCAGGCCAGAGGGGCCGGCGGCGUUUCUCGUCUAUGCGAUGACCUGCUGGCUUUGGCUCGGACCAACUGUGAUGACGAGAGGUUUUCUAUUGUGCGCUGAGCCUGGACGUUUGGCCUUUGCCAGAGUAUAAAAGCUUGGGUCGAGUGUCGAGGCGACCAGCACGAGCCAGCCUCCCUCACACGGCACAGCAAGCUAUACUAACGCAGGUAAGGAUACACAGACGCAGACACACACACCAGAGCAUUAAUAACAGUGUAGAGAGGGGACACAUUCAGAGCCAGUGCCCACCACCAAAGACCCCGGAGUAGCACAAAUAAGCCUCCUGUGUCAACAGAUUUAGUCCAAAUCCCCCCAAAAAACCACUCAUCUAAAAACACCCAUACCUCUGUUAUCCAUCACUCCCAUUUACACCUCUACUUCUCCUCCUCACCCAGACUCUCCUGAAGCCCCUCACCAUGUCUCAGACUGCCAAGUCCGCCUCCAGCCAGGGCACCGAUGCCAAGGACAAGGGAGCCCCUGCCCCAGCUGCCUCCAGCAAGGCCACCAAGACCGGGGAGCCCAGCCAGGGGACCUACAGAGUGAGUCACUGCGAAAAGCUGCUAUUCUGAAUCAGCUCUGUUUCUAUUUAAAGGGACAGUUCACCCAAAUUUGAAAGGAAAUAUAUCCAGUCAAGCCAUGCAGAUAGUUUUGGUUUCGCUUUAUCCACUUAAUUUAAUUAUAAUGACUCAGUGGAGUGGGGUUUUCAUAGGUCCUGGAAAGUUGUUCAAAAAUAGAUUUAUUUUUAUUCUAAAAGAGUAAAUCAGAAUGAUCUCUUAUUUUAAAAAAUGCUUAAACAUCCCAGUGAUACAGAAAAGGCAGUUAAAGUACAUUAUAUAACAGUCCGAUUAUUGUUAAUUCCACUAUUCUACUAUGCAAAAAGGAUUUCACAAAUCCAGCCGGCUGAGUGGGAACGAUUUUAACCACAGAAUUCAAAUCUGAAACAUUAAAACAGAUUGAAUAGAAACUGGAAAUAUUAUAGAGUUUUACGCCUACUGUUAAAAAGAUCAUCAAUAAAAAACAGUAAAUAACUUAAAUAGGAAAUAAAUCCACUGAAAAAAAUCCAGAUCUUUCUUUAAAUCAUCAUGAGGCUCUGAUCACCUGACGACUAUGGAAUAAACUGAGAGUAAACAACGAAGUGACCGAACGACGCAGAGGCAAAAACAGGAAAACACAGAUUUGGGGAUUUUUAAUAAAAUGUUAAAACAUUUGUAUUCAGCCGUUUAAAAAGGAACAAGUAUAAAAAAAGAUUAUUUUACUUCUAUAAUGUCUAAAACAUGAGUUUAAACAAUUAAAAAUACAGACAAGAACCUAAAACACAAGAGGACGAAGAGAACUAGAUACAAAGAAAAUGCAAUAAUAAUAAUAAUAAUAAUAAUAAUAAUAAUAAUAAUAAUAAUAAUUCACUGAGUGUCAGCACUGCUGUUUAUUUGGGCCUGACCGAUUUAUCGGCGAGCCGAUUAAAUCAGCCAAUUUUAGCCAGUUUGAGACUAAUCGGUAAUCGACCAAAACUUGCUGAUAUUUUCAGAAAUAAAUGCGGAGAAUAAGAUUUGGUUUCACUUCGAAAAUGUUCCACCAUUUGAAAAGAUCCCCCGACUUAUACUGUAGAUGACGCAGCGACCUCAUCUGAAGCAGGCAGCUCAGGGACGCACGAAGGACAGUGGUCCACCUCUGGUAAAUAAACCAGUUUGUGAAAUACACAAUAAAUCAACAAGUUUCAGUUCAACCCACUUCACGUUGUUCCCCGCUGUGCUGGUCUUGGUCACGCCGAGUUAAUGGUGAAGCACCAUGUAAUAUACAAGCCAAGGUUAGAGUUAGCCAUCUGCUAUCAGCCUUGCUACACUGUUACUUGUGCCAGUAACGGUAGAAUUAACAACAGUACACAUUACGUGAUCGAGCUACUUCUCUUACUGAGGCAGCUGCAUGUCUCCAGAUGAGACCAGAUAAUAAUAAAAAAAAAUUAAAAAGCGGCCGAUUAAUCAGUAAUCCGAUUUUUCCAUUCUAAUAAUCGGCAUCGGCCCCCAAAAAUCCAUGUUGGUUGGGCCCUACUCUUUAUACAUGUGUAUUUAUAGUCUUAUAGUUUUUUAUGUUCAUGUUUUCAGCAUUAAACACAAACCAAACUUUGAGGUCAUAAAAACACUGCUGCGCCUGGAUUCACUUUGACUGUUUGUUGGUUCUGCAAAUACAAACACCUUAAUGAUAAUAUUUCAGAGUUGGAAACUUAGUGAAUGUUGUUAAAAAUAUUUUUCUGAAGUAGAACUAGGAAAAAAUAGAAGUAAACUCUUUAUUUUUUUUCACAGCUGUAUUUUAUAUGAUCUUAUCAUGUGAUAACUUAAAGGUUUGUAUAAUAACAGCUGAUAUGACAUGUACUGGCUGAUAUAAAUGUCAGCAGACAGAAAAAUAAGGUAUUAAAGGUAUAUGGAUGCAGUGACAGUUUAUUUUUGCAUGUCUGUUUGAAAAAGAAUAAAUUUCUUGUAGCAUCAAAUGUGGUGUUGUUGUCUGUUUUCAUGGAACAUCACAGGUCACUUCUGAUUGUUCACUAAAAUGUUAAAAGGUGUUCAGAUAUCAGGAUUAAUGUCAAAAAUUGAUGUGUGUGUGUGUGCGACAAAAACACCAUCAGCGUGUUUGAUUUUGUUCUGGUGACGGCUGUAAAACACGUUUUGUGGAGGGGAACAUUUUGAUGGUUCAUGUUCUGGUUUUGUAAUUCUGGUGUAACCCAUAUGUGCAGAUCCUGCUGUUUGACCAGGAGAACUUCCAGGGCAGGAUGAUUGAGAUCCAGAAUGAGUGUAUGAACGUUAGUGACCGUGGCAUGGAGAAAGUGCGUAGUAUCAUCGUGGAGAGCGGCCCGUAAGUGGACACGAGUCUAGUCCAACCUCUCUGUUUUACCUGACUGAAGUUUGUACGUCAUUGUCUUUUCUCUUCUCUAAUUCUCCUCUCCAAUCCUCCCCCCGUGCCUCCCCCUGACCCCGGCGGCCCCCCUUUCUUCAGCUUUGUUGCCUUUGAGCAGAAUAACCUCCGUGGGGAGAUGUUCAUCCUGGAGAAGGGAGAGUAUCCUCGCUGGGAUACCUGGAGCAACUCCUACCGCAGUGACUGCCUCGUGUCUCUCAGGCCCAUCCGCAUGGUGCGUCCAACGGUACUGCAGUCAUAAUCAUGUAAAAGGGGGUGGGGGCAGGCAGAUGAGACUGAGAAAUACUAUCAGAGGAAUAAAAACUGAUGUAAGGAUCGGGGGAAAUGAGCGAGAAAUGGACAAAAUCUACAAAUCUUCUACAGGGGGUUAAAUGAAAACUUAUUUGAUACUAGAAGAGUUUCUUUUUUCUUUUAUGAGCUCAAGUCUGACAAAUUUUGAGGGAUUAACAGUGUAGAGAGCUCUACGUUCAUCAGGAUCUGCAAAAGAUUUCGUGACAUCCGUCCACUAGAUGUCAAAAUAUUCCUCACAUCCUGCAGCUGUUACAGUUACAGCAUGAGGACAAAAAAUAGUCUAAAAAAAGGCAAAAAAACAAACGUGGAGUAGAGUAAAAAACUGAUGCUUCAUUUCCCUGUGCUUUGUUUCCUCUCUGCAGGACAGCCUGGAGCACAAGAUCUGCCUGUAUGAGCUCUCUGACUUCAAGGGCAACAAGAUGGAGAUCCAGGAGGAUGAUGUGCCCACCCUCUGGGCGCACGGCUUCUGUGACAGAGUGGGCAGCGUGAGGGUGCCUGGAGGAGCGUGAGUACUCACAAAGAUGGACCAAGGCCUCGGUUUUAUAAUGUAGACGUAAAUGUAGGCCUCCAGAAUAACACCAUUAUAGAAAUUUAAAGGUCUCACCAGACUUAAAGCCGUACCUGAACUUUGACAGACCCUCACUGACCACCUGAAUGUCUUUAAAGAAACCAAGAACUUGUUGAAUGAUCUCUGAAUCUAGAUUUUUACAACAGACUCCUUAAACCCAGACUUUUAUAAAGGAACCCUAGAGUCUCUUCCAUGUCCGAUAUCAAUCAAUCAAUCAAUCAAUCAAUCAAUCAAUCAAACUUUAUUUUUAAAGCACUUUUCAUACAUGGAAUGCAGCAGAAAGUGCUGUCCAUUUGCGCAGGAUAUUAAAAAAACAAAGAAGUAAAAUAAAUACAAGUACAAAUACCAAACCCCACCCACCCUCCUAACCCCCAUUCAACACAUACAGUACUCACACACACUCACACACACACAGAUGCACACACAAAAGACCAGGUGAGGACUCUUCAACUUUCUACAGAUGACUGAGGAAACGCCAUCUUAAAUUAAAAAGCAUUCUCUCUUUUUCACACCCGCACUAAUCAGUUUACUGUAUAUAGAUAAUAUACAUAAUAAGAUAUUGUUUUUUUUUGUUGUGUAGCCUAUUCAUACCUGCAGUAACCAACACCAUGUACAUAUUAUUCAUUGCACAUAUACAUUUAGUAUAUUCAGUUCAUACCUGCACUGCCCAUAUGUACAUACCUUGCACUUUGCUGCCUUGCACCUCUGGUUAGAUGCUAAACUGCAUUUCGUUGUUCAUGUACUUGUACUGGGUUCAAUGACAAUUAAAUUGAAUCUAAUCUAAUCUAAUCUAAUCUAAUCUCAAAAGAUGGGGAAACACUGGAUCUGGGCCUAAAACAUUAAAACUAUGGUAAAAUAUAAUAAGUGUUUAAAGUUAAUUAAAAUAGAACAGUCUUCAAAUCAAACAAUAACAGUAAGUGAAUUAAAAAGAGGUAAUAAAACACAAAAUACUUACUCUAGGACUAAAAUAGGGUAAAAUCACAUAAUACAGAUUAAAAGGUUAAAACAAAAUUCAACUAAAAGCCAGACUAAAAAGGUAGGUCUUUAGUUUACUUUUAAAAAUAUAUGAACAGUAGGUGUCGCUCUCAGGUCUGCAGGUAGGCUGUUCCACAGAUGGGGCCGUAAUGUUGAAACGAUGAUCCACCGUAUGUUUUAGUUUUUACUUUGGGAACAAUUAAAAGACCUGAAGACCUGAGGGCUCUAAUAGGCUCAUACGAUAAAAACAAAUCAGACAAAUAAGAAGGACCAAGACCGUUUAAGGUGGGGUAUGCAGGUGUAGUUAACAUUUUAAAAUUUCAGAGCGCUCUGCCAUUCCACACCUCCCCCGACCUGAUUGGUUGUGAGGCAGACGCUGCUCCCCGUGUCGUUCAGGAGCCCAAACAAAGUUAGCGUGCUACAAUAUCAGACAGUAGAAACCAACCAGAAAGUUCGGAAAAUUGUCUGAAUUUGUGUUGACUGCCAACACAAGCAAGAAAACAAAGUAAAUACAGGAGACUCUGGCAGAAUAACGGGCGCUUAAAAAGGAGGAAGACCACCCGGACAAGAGCUAAAAAGCCGGGUCAAUAAUGAUGGGGGAUGCUUCGGGAUCUUGGUGACCCUGUAACCUUUCUGCUGGACAGGUAAACCGCUUUAACAAAGUAAGCCAAGUGUCUGUAACAGAAGUGUUUCUUGUCAAACAGGACCUGCUGUAGCGUGUUGUAGCGCCGCUUAACUGUUGACCUCCGGUCCUGGACUAUGUCACUUUAUCCUAGUUGUAGAAGUCCUGCAAACAUUGUGUUUGCUGGUAGUCUGUUGGCAUCUACAGUAGCACCAAUGCUUUUUACUUUCACACUGACUGGGCUCCAUUUGUAAUUAUCUGAAGUAUUUAUCUGCAUUAUAUCAGAGUUUAAUUGGAACGAUAAGAGCGAGCAGGAGCGUCUGUUUGUGGGCGGGGCUUGCUGGAACAGAGAGGGAGGGGAGAGGAGGAGCUGAGGGGAAAACUGGUUGCAAAGGGGUAGAUUUUACAUUCAAGAUUUCGCCCAAAAACUGGAACUUCCUCAGAUCCUGACUACCCCACCUUCAAGAACUUUAAAAACAAAUAACAGAACCUUAAAAUCAACUCUAAAAGACACAGGUAACCAAUGCAGAGAUUUUAAAAUUGGCGUGAUGUGAGCUCUCUUCCCGAUAGACUUUUAACUUCUCUCUUCUUCUUCUUCUUCUUGUGUUCCCAGGUUUGUGGGUUACCAGUACCCUGGAUACAGAGGCUACCAGUACCUGUUUGAGUGCGGUGAUUACAGACACUACAACGACUUCUCUGCCCUCCAGCCCCAGAUCCAGUCCAUUCGUCGUAUCAGGGACAUGCAGUUCCACCAGAGAGGAUGCUUCACCCUUACCUCCGCCAGCAAGUGAACCACACCUGCCGGGCGUCUGGUGCUGUAGCGCCCCCUGCAGCCCUGUCAACUUUUUAUCUUUCCAAAUGGCCCCCUCCUUUCUCCAACACUUUCCUAAAUCUUGACCAUCGGCGCUCCAUUCCAAGGGAAAGACACGACAACGAGAGCCAAACCUCAGCGGGACAACAUUAACUGACUUUUUAUGGUGCUUAAAAAAAUAAACAUGUUGUGAAAAACCUGAAACCCACCUGGCUGGAUUACCUUAUUUUUUUCUGGGGAAAGUCACUCUCAUGCACGGAUAAAAUUGAAGGA
Xyrichtys novacula (pearly razorfish) is the source of this 19518-nucleotide messenger RNA. Lineage: Eukaryota; Metazoa; Chordata; Actinopteri; Labriformes; Labridae. The record is from the annotation of a GenBank genome assembly.